AUUCAAUCAUUAUUAAUUUCGAUAAAAGUCGGAAAUAGUCAUAUAUUGGUGGAUAUCUAGCUAUAGAGGAUACCUAAAAAUGUACAGUAUAACGGACAAACUAAUAUAAAUACAAAACUAAUAUAACUUAUUUUAUCGGCGCUUUGCACACAAAACAUUGGAUUUGCAGUAAGAUCUAAACGAUGACAACGAAUGCAAAGUUGACCAUUUACGUGCUAUGUUUCUUGGGCUUUUUUGGAGUGAACAUCGUGAAAGCGCAGAACUAUAGAUGGUCAGCAUGGAGUCGAUGGAGCGAAUGCAUGACUUCGUCAGAUUUGGAGCAUUCCUUCAAAUUGCGCAGACGAUAUUGUAUGGAGGGAGAAAACGUGGUUGAAGAAAAAUUAUGUUCAAAUGUCAACGAAUGUAGCGAAUUUGAGAUCGAUUGGAAAAUUUGUCUCUUUAAUGAUGCUGAUGUUAAACCACCGGAAUGGAGUGCAUGGGGGGCCUGGUCCGGAUGUAGUGCUAAUGAAUGCAUACCUGGACGACGAACGAGAAAAUGCAUCAAAGAAGGAACGACAGUGGAUGAUUGGCGAUGUGGUGGGCGAAGCGUGGAUGAAAACACCUUGCUUUGCGACAGUUGUAAAGAUCCUGGGGAUGGAGAUAUGGUAGAUGUUAAGUCUAAAUUCUAUACUGAUAUGAAGUAUCCUGAAAAUGACACGGAAUUAGUAAAAGCGAGCCAGCGUUCGAGAAAGAAUACAUACGGAUCAAGAUACACGCCUGAAGAACGAGCCCCUUUCUCUUGGGUCGUUUCACUAUCUGAUGAUAAAAGGGAACAUUUUUGCUCUGGAGUUAUUCUGAGCGAUAGAUGGAUAAUGACGGCGGGCCACUGUAUGUGUCCAGAUGAAAACGAUGACUGUUGUAACCCGGAUAAGGAAUGUGAUAUGAGUGAAUGGAUAGUAACAGCAGGUACACGAAACGUAUUAAAUAAAGACCAAAACAUCGUCCAAACAAGGAGUGUAGAAAGGGGUAUACUGCACAAAGACUACAAACAUUUGCCGGAAAAUGAUGAAAUGGAUAUUGCGUUAAUUAAAAUCAAAAUACCUUUUAAUUUCACAUACGACUAUGUCCAACCUUGUCUACUUCCGGCAAGUACAUGCGCCAAAAUGCUACCAGACGGCACAUGCCAGGAAUUUGACACAUGGGGAGAGUACAAAGAUUGUAAGGCGGCGGGUUGGAGUGGUGAAAAAGGCGUCCGAAGUGGUCUGGUGAUUGUAUGGGUCAAGGAAUCUAUUGAUUCGAAACAUAUAAUUGUAACAGAGACUACAAGGCCGGCGAAGGGGAAGAAGAAUGCCCAGAUUUGUAACGUACGUACGAUAUGCACGGGUAGUAUCUAA
Messenger RNA from Owenia fusiformis, 1373 nucleotides. Lineage: Eukaryota; Metazoa; Annelida; Polychaeta; Sabellida; Oweniidae. The record is from the annotation of a GenBank genome assembly.